Molecule: messenger RNA, 3796 nt
Organism: Polyodon spathula (Mississippi paddlefish)
Lineage: Eukaryota; Metazoa; Chordata; Actinopteri; Acipenseriformes; Polyodontidae
Gene: unc119a1
Product: unc-119 homolog a (C. elegans)
Exons: 5
Coding region: 229-1044 (271 amino acids)
Biological process (GO): positive regulation of protein tyrosine kinase activity; negative regulation of clathrin-dependent endocytosis; visual perception
Cellular component (GO): spindle midzone; spindle pole; centrosome
Molecular function (GO): lipid binding
Source: RefSeq, a predicted model, not a curated record
GUGCAUCCGCUUAUGACUCGCCGUGAGCUCCGUGCAGGGAAGCAAACUGGGUUGCUGUGCUGCAGCUCUAGCUCGGAUAUGCUAAGACAGAGAGUGGCGGCUGGAAAGGUUUAGGCAGUGCGGGGUUUGCAUAAACACAGGGCGAGCGGGCAUUCAAGCUCUCUGCAGUGAGUGAGAGAUAAUUUGUUAUCCUUUGACGGGAGGGAGGGGGGAGGAGGGACGUGGAGAAUGAGUUACUCCUGUGCCAGCACAGAGGCUGUCUGUAGCAGCCAGGACACAGCCAGCAGCUCCAGCAAGCAGAGCACUGCCGGGCUUAAUCCUAGCAGCACCGGGGCCGCCAGCGGCAACGGCAACAGCAGCUCCUGUGGGAAUCAGGCGCAAAGUAACCCGAACCCAAACCGACGAGUACCGGCAAUGAAAGUGAAAAAGGGGUGCAACCCCACAGAAACGGGGCUCAUCCCGGCAACAACAGAAGACGAGCUGCUAAAUAAUCCGAUCAUAACUCCAGAGGAUGUGCUCGGGCUGCAGAAGAUCACUGAAAAUUAUUUAUGCGCCCCAUCAGAAAACGUUUACAGCAUCGACUUCACCAGGUUUAAAAUCCGGGACAUGGAAACCGGGACUGUGCUGUUUGAAAUCACCAAGCCCCCUGCACUGGAGAGAGGACAGGGGGAUAAGAAAGACUUUGACCCCAACGCUGGCAGGUUUGUCCGCUAUCAGUUCACUCCCGCCUUCCUCAGACUUCGCCAAGUGGGAGCCACGGUAGAGUUCACGGUCGGGGAGAAGCCCAUCAGUAACUUCCGCAUGAUAGAGAGGCAUUACUUCCGUGAGAAGCUGCUCAAGAGCUUCGACUUUGAGUUUGGGUUCUGCAUCCCCAGCAGUAAGAACACGUGUGAGCAUAUCUACGAGUUUCCCCCUCUCUCUGAUGAGAUCAUGCGUGAAAUGAUCCUCUGUCCUUACGAGACACAGUCUGACAGUUUUUACUUUGUGGAUAACAAGCUGGUGAUGCACAACAAGGCAGAUUACUCCUACAGUGGGGCACCCUAGGAGAGGAGAGAGGACGAGGAGGGGAGGAAUGAAAAGGGGACACACUCGCACACCGGCUUCACUCUACUACAGUAGCAGAACAUCAGAGAACCUGGAGUUAGCCUGCUUCAGUGACAAGAAGAAGCAGCAUCUGAACAUUCCAGCGGUACCUGUUAUCCCAUGGCAGCCACACACACGACAGUCCCACACAAACACACACACAAGUACACAUGUUCGUUUCCAGUGCGAGUGUUUGUGCGUGUGUGUGUGAAAUAAACACUGAUUUAGACUGUUGUCAGCAUUUUGACAGGUUAUUCAUAAAAACAAUAUUAUUUUCCGAACCUGCUUUGGUUGUGGAGAUGGAAGUUCACGGAGGGGGUGAAGAGUUAAGGCUUCCUUAUUAGUUGAGUGAAUGUAACUCGUGUGGUUUUGGCUCACCAGCGAGUAUCACUAAGCCCUGAGUUCAUGCCAUUUAGCAGCAGCAGUGACACAUGCAGUUAUGCUGAACAGGACUGCAGUGCUUGAAUGGCUGCUUGAACUCAGUCAAGACCAUUUUAAAUGAACUUGUCUAUGAUGAGAAGGACGCCAGCCUGUCCUACUGUUUUGAACCGGUUAUGAAGAACAUAACUUACCUAAACCAAUUGUCAACUGGAUAAGUUGUCCUUGGUGAGCAGAUAUUGAAUAGAAGUUUAUCAAGUAUUAACCACUUCACCUCCCCAGAACGACUGUUACACAGUAUGGUGAUGUACUUCACCAGAAGAACUUCAGGUGUAGCACAGCCAUCCACCUUCUUGUGUGAUUACUCAUAUCCACACGCAGAUCAGGGAUGAGAGCAAUACUGUUUUAUUAAUGUAAAAAAAGCACUGUAAGGAAAACAAUCAUGAUUUGGAUCAAUGAUUUUUUACUGUUGCCGCUUGGUUUGAAACACACCCACUAUAUCAGUAUGUAACCCACAGCUGAAAAAAAUAAUCAGAAAAUAUCCCGCAAAUCAGUGAAGUACAUGGUGGUUAUCUUUAGAAUUAAAUUCAGCUAAGUGUUUCCAGGGGGGGGAGUGUGUGUGUGUUUGCGUGUGACGCACUAACAUCAGGAACUAAUUUGUUAUGCUGCGAUGCAGUUUGACUGUUAUACUUGGUGUAUCAAUUAGAGUUAGAAACUGAUUUCUAUUAACACGUGAUCAUGGAUCAAUGUUGUCUUUAUCACAGUUCAGGCGCUUGUGUGUUUGUGUAGGCGGGCAUAUCCAUAGCCAUUAAAGGCUGAUAGAUGUUUUAUUUUUAUUAACAAAAAUCUUAACAAUUCCAAAUUUGCAUUGUUUUAAAUAGAAAAAUAAAAGUAUUACAGAUGAUGCCCCGCAGACCUGUCUAAUAAAACAGUUCGCACCAUGUGAGCAUCCGAAUCACUAAGGGUUAUUUAUUGUAUUUUAUUGUACUUUUUGUAGGAUAUACUGCUUGGGGUUUGAAAGCAUUUGUUCUAAAGAGGCAGCACAAUCCUUUUAAGGAAUAAACAUUUUCACUUUUUAUAUAUACAUAUAAAAACCUGCUGUUACAUAAACAGCCUACAUAUAGUGGAUACAAUGGAAGGGGGUUAUUUGGGUUCAUUUUAAAUGAUGUCAAUGCGGAGAAUAGUUUAGGAUCAUGGGUCUCCAUUUCAAUGGGGCAGAUAGGCUACAGGACAGGCAGACCAUUUUUAUAUAGCAAUAUUUCAUAGUGCAUUAGUGUGCAGUUAAAAUGAUCACAGUCAUGCAUUUUAAAAUAGGAGGCGCAAUUCUACAGGAAUUCUGCUAAGAAAUAAUACAAGCAAGCACCACUCAUGCACUUCCAGCUAAAGGGGGAAAAACCGACCAAGAUAUCUUCCUGUGAAAAAUACUCGGUGUCUGCGUUUUUUCUUCCUACUAUAUGUCUUUGAUCAGCCAUGAAAAGCGAAACUGAAAUCUGCACAAUUAAAACCUGCCCAAGCUUUUGCCAUGUAGCUGUUUUUGAAACUGCAAUGUGUACUGAGGCAAAGAGUGACCCUGAGAGAUUUGCACGCUGCAUUCAGAGUGCAGUUAGUUCUGUUACAUGUCAAAGGGUGAUUCAGAGUAACCAGGCAUUGCUGUUCUGCCUUUACCAUGCAAGCAACCUCAGUCAUGUAAUGAACAUCCUCAUCAAUUUCAAACAGUGGUAAAUAAUUUCCCUCCUUCCAAAUCCUCUUGAGUGUGCAAUACCUUGAGCCAUUCUAAUCACAACCUGUGAAACAUUUUCAACCCUCACAAAUCACCAUGUGUAUGUUACAACGUAGUUAGGUAGAGGAACGUUGAACCUGGAUGUGUUUUAAUAUGUUCUGAUGUAAAUCUACCUGAAUGUCAAUCCCCCUCAAGAAAGAGUGGCUUUUUACCUACAGAUGUGUUGUAGAUACUUACAAAUACUAUUGUGUCUUCACAUGUUAUACUGUGCUGUAAUGGAAGAUGUAAUGUCCUCUCACUUUAUUGAGUGAUCAGUGACCACAAGGCAAAUAACAUGAACAGGUAGAAAAAUAAUAAUCACUGCUCAUUUCAGUAAAGCGGUAAAGCAUCUCUGAAUCAUUUGUGUUUUUAUCUUUAGGAAAUGAAUCUGAACUCAUUACAAAUCUAUCGAUCCUAAACGCUAUUGCUUGUGGUGCUUACUGAAGUAAAAAGAAAGCAGCCAGCCACAGUACGAAGAGCACACUUGUGAGUACAGUGAGGUAGAUCACAUCUUUCCUUACCAGGGAUAUAGUGUAUUGCCAGUCUGGAUAAUAAAUAUAUAUGUGAUUUUUUUAA